This is a messenger RNA of Cuscuta campestris, 1738 nucleotides long. The record is from the annotation of a GenBank genome assembly. NCBI's taxonomy places the organism in Eukaryota, Viridiplantae, Streptophyta, Magnoliopsida, Solanales, Convolvulaceae.
CUCCAUAAUUUGGAGCCCCGGAUUCCGGAGGGUGUCUUGUCCAGAAGUUCAAUCUUCUCGUAUUCUUAGCGGCAGACUGUGGGAAAGAUAGACGAGCGAAGCAUAUAGCGGCACUGUUCCAGGCUUCCAUUCUCCCAGCCCCAAUCUCUGAGGACAUCCCGGUUGGACGUUUGCAGAAUGUCAUCUGUUUCUACUCAACCUCAAUUCCGAUACACACAACCCCCAUCUAAGGUUCUCCAUUUACGAAAUUUGCCAUGGGAGUGCACGGAGGAGGAACUGAUUGAAUUGGGGAAACCAUUUGGCAGAGUUGUCAAUACAAAGUGUAAUGUUGGGGCAAAUAGAAACCAAGCGUUUAUAGAAUUUGCAGAACAAAACCAAGCAAUUGCAAUGAUAUCUUAUUAUGCAUCAUCCUCAGAGCCUGCUCAGGUGCGGGGGAAAACCGUGUACCUACAAUAUUCAAACAGGCAAGAGAUAGUGAACAGCAAAACCACAGCAGAUGUUGCUGGAAAUGUACUGCUAGUUACAAUUGAGGGAAAUGAUGCACGUCUUGUCAGCAUUGAUGUUCUGCACUUGGUGUUCUCAGCUUUUGGAUUUGUGCAUAAGAUCACUACAUUUGAAAAGACGGCUGGAUUUCAGGCUCUGGUGCAAUUCACUGAUGCAGAAACUGCUACUUCUGCAAAGGAUGCUCUUGAUGGAAGAAGCAUUCCUAGCUAUUUAAUUCAAGAACUUGGACCAUGUAGUCUCAAAAUCACAUAUUCUGCUCACACAGAUUUGAGCGUAAAAUUUCAGAGUCAUCGUAGCAGGGAUUACACAAAUCCUCUCCUUCCUGUUGCUCCCUCAGCUAUUGAUGCAAGUGGUCAGAUUUGUGUUGGUUUAGAUGGAAAGAAGUUGGAGCCAGAGAGUAAUGUUCUUCUUGCUGCUAUUGAGAACAUGCAAUAUACAGUAACCUUGGAUGUCCUGCACACAGUUUUUUCAGCUUUUGGGUCUGUUUUAAAAAUUGCUAUGUUCGAUAAGAAUGGAGGUCUCCAAGCUUUGAUCCAAUAUCCUGAUAUCAAGACAGCUACUUCUGCAAAGGAAGCAUUGGAAGGACACUGCAUCUAUGAAGGAGGAUUUUGCAAGCUUCAUAUUACGUAUUCUCGGCAUACAGAUCUCAUCAGUAUAAGGGUGAACAAUGAUAGAAGCAGAGAUUAUACCGCCCCAAACAUCAUUCCUCUACUGGGUGUGCCACCCUCUGCAGCUUUGGGACAACAAUCAUCCCCAACGGCGGCUCCCGGUGUUCAUCAUCCCUACAAUGCCACCACCACAACUCAGUAUGCUCCAGGGGUUCAUGCACCACCACCUCAUCCCCACCCUGCUUCUUCGUGGAACUAUCCGGGACACCCACAUAUGCCCUCACACAUGCAAUACAAUAAUCCUCCUCAUGCAAGCGUGUACAACACCCAAAGCAGCAUGGUACCACACUCAGCUGCAAUGCCUCCCAACCAGCAUCGGUAACAAUGCCCGUAUUGAAAGCUCUGCCAGAGAACUGUUUGUUUCAUCUAAUCAGAAUGCUUUUACGAAUCGCGUGUAAACAGAUCAUUGUUUUUCAGUCUCACUGUCUUAUUAUUUGGAAAAAUGAUUUUUUUUCUUCCUUUUUCAAGCUGAUAAUAUGUGCUACUUUUGAGAUGUUAUGCCGGUGUUCAUACUGUUCAGAAAAUGUGCUUAUUCAGAAAUUGUGGUAGUGUUUUGAACUGUUUUU